Mus pahari (shrew mouse) is the source of this 6885-nucleotide messenger RNA. It is a transcript of the gene Eml6, whose product is annotated as EMAP like 6. Bases 608 to 6445 code for a protein of 1945 amino acids. Gene Ontology annotation, molecular function: microtubule binding. NCBI's taxonomy places the organism in Eukaryota, Metazoa, Chordata, Mammalia, Rodentia, Muridae. The transcript has 41 exons. The record is from RefSeq and is a predicted model, not a curated record.
CGGGAGCGCGGGGAGGGUAGGGAGGGCAGGCAGAGGAUUUCGCUGGCUGGUGCGGGAUCCUGGAUGCAAGGCGGGCAGCAGAGAUAUAGACUGUCAGUUUCGGAUCCAAGGACGGUGAUGGCAAAGCAGUAAACUGGAGUAACCGUCUGCCUGUCAGAUCAGACCUGUCACAGAAUAAAUCCCACCGCCUGCUGCGAAGCCCCCCGCGCUCCUCAAACUUGGCGAACUGGUAAUCCGUGUCUGGAUAUGCAGAUCUCUGAUUUUAAAGGCCGGGUGACCCCAGGGAGAACCUCUCCCGCCGCCCAAAGCCCGCAGGUGCAGUGAGGCGUGCGCGCGGGUGCUGGUACCCUCGAGGCCCGCUUGACCCCGGGAGAAGGAGUCGGGGAGCCCAGCGGGGUCUUGCUGCUGUGCGCCGGCGUCGGCGGUUCCUCUCCCGCAGCAGCAGAUGAUGGUGGCGGCCAGCGUGCUGUGCUGUGUCUGUGCGUCGCCGCGGAAAUUGGCGCCCGGUGCUGUACCCUGAGCCCUUGCAGGUCCGUCGCAGCUCGAGCCUUGAAGAGGACAGAGUCGGCGCUCAGGGCACCCGGGGGUCGCGCGGUGUCGGCUUAUCAUGGCGGAUCGGACAGCUCCCAGAUGCCAGCUCCGGCUGGAGUGGGUGUACGGGUACCGGGGUCACCAGUGCCGCAACAACCUGUACUACACCGCCGGCAAGGAGGUGGUCUACUUUGUAGCUGGGGUAGGGGUGGUGUACAACACCCGAGAGCACAGCCAAAAAUUCUUCCUGGGACACAACGACGACAUUAUCAGCCUUGCCUUACACCCAGAUAAAACUCUGAUUGCAACUGGCCAGGUUGGGAAGGAGCCAUAUAUAUGCAUAUGGAAUUCCUAUAAUGUCCAUACGGUGUCUAUUCUUAAAGAUGUCCAUACACACGGAGUUGCAUGCCUGGCUUUUGACUCGGAUGGACAGCAUUUAGCCUCUGUGGGAUUAGAUGCCAAAAACACAGUCUGCAUUUGGGACUGGAGAAAGGGGAAACUUCUGGCUUCAGCUACUGGCCAUUCUGACCGGAUUUUUGAUAUUUCCUGGGAUCCAUAUCAGCCAAACAGAAUGGUUAGCUGUGGAGUAAAGCAUAUAAAGUUUUGGACACUAUGUGGAAAUGCCCUGGCUGCAAAAAGAGGCAUAUUUGGCAAAAUAGGAGAUCUUCAGACUAUCCUUUGCCUUGCAUGUGCCAAAGAAGACAUCACAUACUCUGGUGCUUUAAAUGGUGACAUCUAUGUCUGGAAAGGGCUCACCUUAGUCCGCACUAUUCAAGGAGCACAUAGUGCUGGGAUCUUCAGCCUGUAUGCUUGUGAAGAGGGCUUUGCUACUGGUGGGCGAGAUGGUUGCAUACGAUUAUGGGACACUGAUUUCAAACCAAUAACCAAAAUUGAUCUCAGGGAGACAGAACAAGGAUAUAAAGGACUCUCUAUUCGGAGCGUGUGCUGGAAAGCUGACCGCCUUCUAGCAGGAACCCAGGACAGUGAGAUAUUUGAAGUCAUCGUUCGAGAACGAGAUAAGCCAAUGCUCAUCCUUCAGGGCCACUGCGAGGGGGAACUGUGGGCUCUGGCAUUACACCCCAAGAAGCCUCUGGCUGUGACAGGCAGUGAUGACCGCUCUGUCAGGCUGUGGAGUCUGGCUGACCAUGCCUUGAUUGCCCGCUGCAAUAUGGAGGAAGCAGUUCGUAGUGUAUCCUUCAGCCCGGAUGGAUCUCAGUUGGCCCUAGGCAUGAAGGACGGCUCUUUCAUUGUCCUCCGAGUCAGAGAUAUGACAGAAGUCGUCCAUAUCAAGGACAGGAAAGAAGUCAUUCAUGAGAUGAAAUUCUCCCCAGAUGGCUCUUACCUCGCAGUAGGAUCCAACGAUGGCCCUGUAGAUGUCUACGCUGUUGCCCAGCGCUAUAAGAAAAUAGGAGAAUGCAACAAGUCCCUGAGUUUCAUCACACACAUCGACUGGUCUCUGGAUAGUAAAUACUUGCAAACCAACGACGGUGCUGGGGAGAGACUGUUCUACAGAAUGCCAUCAGGGAAGCCUUUAACAAGUAAAGAAGAAAUCAAGGGGAUUUCCUGGGCCUCCUGGACAUGUGUGAGAGGCCCUGAAGUGAGUGGAAUUUGGCCCAAGUACACUGAGGUUAUUGACAUCAAUUCAGUGGACGCCAAUUAUAACAGUUCAGUGUUGGUUUCUGGAGAUGAUUUUGGACUGGUCAAAUUGUUCAAAUUUCCUUGUCUCAAAAAAGGAGCCAAAUUUAGAAAAUAUGUGGGCCAUUCUGCACAUGUCACCAAUGUCCGUUGGUCCCACGAUUUCCAGUGGGUGUUAAGCACAGGAGGAGCUGAUCACUCUGUUUUCCAGUGGAGAUUUAUCCCAGAAGCAGUCAGUAAUGGCGUGUUGGAAACCACAUCCCAGGAAGGUGGUGCCGACUCCUACAGUGAAGACUCUGACUCAGACUUCUCUGAUGUUCCAGAACUGGACUCUGAUAUCGAGCAAGAAACUCAGAUCAAUUAUGAUCGCCAGGUUUACAAAGAAGAUCUACCUCAGCUAAAGCAACAAAGUAAAGAGAAAAACCAUGCAGUGCCAUUCCUGAAGAGGGAGAAGGCUCCUGAGGAUAGCCUGAAACUGCAGUUCAUACAUGGUUACAGAGGCUAUGACUGUAGAAACAAUCUGUUCUACACACAAGCUGGAGAAGUGGUGUACCACAUUGCUGCAGUUGCUGUGGUGUACAACAGGCAACAACAUGCCCAGAGGCUAUACCUGGGGCAUGAUGAUGACAUUCUCAGCCUGACCAUCCAUCCGGUGAAGGACUAUGUAGCCACUGGACAGGUUGGAAGAGAUGCUGCUGUUCAUGUGUGGGACACUCAGACUCUAAAAUGUUUGUCAUUACUGAAAGGGCACCAUCAGAGAGGAGUGUGUGCUCUGGAUUUUUCAGCUGACGGAAAAUGUCUCGUGUCGGUUGGUUUAGACGAUUUUCACAGUGUUGUGUUUUGGGACUGGAAAAAGGGAGAAAAGAUAGCCACAACCAGGGGACACAAAGACAAAAUAUUUGUGGUAAAGUGUAAUCCACACCAUGCUGACAAGUUGGUGACAGUUGGGAUUAAGCAUAUCAAGUUCUGGCAACAAGCAGGUGGGGGCUUCACCUCUAAAAGAGGAAGUUUUGGAAGUGCUGGAAAGUUGGAAACAAUGAUGUGUGUUUCUUAUGGGCGAAUGGAAGAUCUGGUGUUCUCAGGUGCAGCCACUGGAGAUAUUUUUAUCUGGAAGGACGUUCUGCUACUGAAGACGGUGAAGGCUCAUGACGGGCCUGUGUUUGCCAUGUAUGCAUUGGACAAGCACUUUGGCGAUAGAAGACACUAUGUUAACCUGCCUUGGUGGGAUUUACUAAAUUCAGCAUUUUCCCUCUCAGGACUGCUUUUGGAGGAUAACCCUUCAAUUCGUGCAAUUACCCUGGGGCAUGGACACAUUCUCGUGGGGACAAAAAAUGGAGAGAUUCUAGAAAUUGAUAAGAGUGGCCCGAUGACCCUGCUUGUUCAGGGACACAUGGAAGGGGAAGUGUGGGGGCUAGCAGCACACCCACUCCUGCCCAUCUGUGCGACAGUAAGUGAUGACAAAACACUUCGGAUCUGGGAAUUAUCCUCCCAGCACCGCAUGCUGGCAGUACGGAAACUUAAAAAAGGAGGAAGAUGUUGUGCUUUCUCCCCUGAUGGGAAAGCCUUAGCAGUUGGAUUGAAUGAUGGAAGUUUCUUGGUGGUGAAUGCUGACACAGUGGAAGACAUGCUUUCCUUCCACCACAGAAGAGAAAUGAUCUCUGACAUAAAAUUUUCAAAAGAUACAGGAAAAUACCUUGCUGUGGCAUCUCAUGAUAACUUCGUGGAUAUCUACAACGUACUUACAAGCAAGAGGGUUGGCAUCUGUAAAGGAGCUUCUAGUUACAUCACACACAUUGACUGGGACUCUAGAGGGAAAUUACUGCAAGUUAACUCAGGUGCCAAAGAACAGCUUUUCUUUGAAGCUCCAAGAGGCAGAAAACACACAAUAAGGCCAUCAGAGGUUGAGAAGAUAGAAUGGGACACAUGGACCUGUGUCCUGGGGCCCACCUGUGAAGGAAUCUGGCCUGCUCACAGCGAUGUGACUGAUGUCAAUGCUGCCAAUCUUACCAAAGAUGGCUCCCUCUUAGCAACUGGGGAUGACUUUGGUUUUGUGAAGCUUUUUUCAUAUCCUGUCAAGGGACAGCAUGCACGAUUUAAGAAAUAUGUGGGGCACAGCGCACACGUUACCAAUGUGAGGUGGCUACACAAUGACUCUGUGCUGCUCACUGUAGGAGGUGCUGACACAGCCUUGAUGAUCUGGACCAGGGAAUUUGUGGGGACACAGGAGAGCAAGCUGGUUGAUAGUGAGGAAUCAGACACAGAUGCAGAAGAAGAUGGAGGCUAUGACAGUGAUGUCGCUAGAGAGAAAGCCAUUGACUAUACCACCAAGAUCUAUGCUGUGAGCAUCAGGGAAAUGGAAGGCACCAAACCACACCAGCAGCUAAAAGAGGUGUCCAUGGAAGAAAGACCACCCGUGAGCCGUGCAGCUCCCCAGCCUGAGAAACUCCAGAAGAACAACAUCACCAAAAAAAAGAAGCUGGUUGAGGAGCUGGCUCUGGACCACGUGUUUGGCUACAGAGGAUUUGACUGCCGCAACAACCUGCAUUACCUUAAUGAUGGUGCCGACAUCAUUUUCCAUACUGCGGCAGCUGGCAUUGUGCAGAACCUCUCCACAGGCAGCCAGAGCUUCUACCUGGAGCACACGGAUGACAUCCUCUGCCUCACAGUGAAUCAGCACCCGAAGUACAGGAAUGUGGUGGCCACCAGCCAGAUAGGGACAACACCUUCAAUUCAUAUCUGGGAUGCAAUGACCAAACACACCCUUUCCAUGCUGCGGUGCUUCCACACCAAGGGGGUGAAUUACAUCAACUUCAGUGCAACCGGGAAGCUCCUGGUGUCUGUGGGCGUGGAUCCAGAGCACACCAUCACUGUCUGGAGAUGGCAAGAAGGUACCAAGGUUGCCAGCCGAGGGGGCCACCUGGAACGAAUAUUUGUGGUGGAAUUUCGCCCUGACUCAGACACACAAUUUGUAUCUGUUGGAGUCAAACAUAUGAAGUUCUGGACUCUAGCGGGAAGUGCUCUGCUAUACAAGAAAGGGGUCAUCGGGUCUAUGGAAGCUGCCAAGAUGCAAACGAUGCUGUCCGUGGCUUUUGGUGCUAACAACCUUACUUUUACUGGUGCCAUCAAUGGAGAUGUCUAUGUCUGGAAGGAGCACUUCCUCAUCAGGCUGGUGGCCAAGGCUCACACAGGUCCUGUUUUUACAAUGUACACCACCCUCCGAGACGGGCUUAUUGUGACUGGUGGAAAAGAACGGCCGACUAAGGAAGGAGGAGCUGUAAAGCUGUGGGACCAGGAGAUGAAGCGCUGUCGGGCCUUCCAGCUGGAAACAGGGCAGCUGGUGGAGUGUGUACGCUCGGUGUGCCGUGGCCAGGGAAAAAUCUUAGUAGGAACCAAAGAUGGUGAAAUAAUUGAAGUUGGAGAAAAAAGCGCUGCUUCAAACAUCCUGAUUGAUGGACACAUGGAGGGGGAGAUCUGGGGCCUAGCCACACACCCCUCCAAGGACAUGUUCAUCUCAGCCAGCAAUGAUGGCACAGCAAGGAUCUGGGACCUGGUUGACAAGAAACUGUUAAACAAGGUGAACCUGGGCCAUGCAGCCAGGUGUGCAGCCUAUAGCCCAGAUGGGGAGAUGGUGGCCAUUGGCAUGAAGAAUGGAGAGUUUGUCAUCUUGCUGGUGAACACCCUGAAAGUUUGGGGGAAAAAACGAGACCGGAAAUCUGCCAUCCAAGAUAUCAGAAUCAGCCCAGACAACAGAUUCUUAGCUGUGGGUUCUUCUGAGCAUACAGUUGACUUCUAUGACCUUACUCAGGGCACAAGUCUGAACCGCAUCGGCUACUGCAAAGACAUCCCAAGCUUUGUCAUUCAGAUGGACUUUUCUGCAGACAGCAAAUACAUUCAGGUGUCAACAGGAGCCUAUAAGCGCCAAGUACAUGAAGUUCCCCUGGGGAAGCAAGUAACUGAAGCCAUGGUUGUUGAGAAGAUAACCUGGGCUUCCUGGACAAGUGUUCUCGGAGAUGAAGUCAUUGGAAUCUGGCCACGAAAUGCAGACAAGGCUGAUGUCAACUGUGCAUGUGUGACCCAUGCUGGCUUGAACAUUGUCACGGGGGAUGACUUUGGGCUUGUGAAGCUCUUUGAUUUUCCAUGCACAGAGAAAUUCGCCAAGCAUAAACGUUACUUUGGUCACUCUGCUCAUGUGACAAACAUCCGUUUCUCUUCUGACGACAAGUAUGUGGUCAGCACCGGAGGAGACGACUGCAGUGUAUUUGUGUGGCGAUGUCUGUAAACACUGGAACCCCGUGCACUAUGGCUGCUUCUCCCAAGCUACUUGUAGGCAGUGCAGGGGCACCUCCUUGAUGAGGACUGCUGUGGGACACACAAGCUUCUCUGAACGCUAGAGAUGUUGUAGGACUCUCACAAUCUGAACUUUGCAAGAUGGUGAUGCUAAGAAGGAAUACUAAGACUGCUUCUGUUCUGGAAACUAAAACCUACACUACACUAAUGGCAAAAUUGGAAUGAUGUAGCUCACAGAUAAAAUUUAAUCCUCAGUUACCCUAACCAAUAUGUAGCUUUUAAUUUGCAUUAAGACUUUUACAAAGGUGUUUUGCUAUUCCGUUUCUAUGUAUUUCAAGAAUGUUCACUGGACACAAUGUAAGUUGGAAGAACUUAAGUACAGAAAUACCGUUUCCACAUUUAGCUUUCAAAACCAAAUGAGCCAUGUAUAAA